GGAAAAAAGGGGAUCGGCAGAGGUUGCAUGAUCACUACAUGUGUAAGUGGCGGGCGGUACUAAAAAUAAUGGUUACCGGGGCAGCGGGUCUUUAAAAUCUCUCGAGAUGCUGAUGCCGACUCUCAAGUUCUCGAGAUUUUAGUAUCAGCACUUGUUUGUAUGGCCGUCAUGAUUACCGGCACCCUCACUUUUGUCUGAUAUCAGUUCAGUCCGACAACUACUAGUACUUACCUGACCUACCUUACCUUAGGCCUGGCCACUCGUUUCCAAUGAAGCUCCUUCUUGCAGCCUUCACGGCCGCACUGACGAUCUCGCUUCCAGUGCAGGCAGCAAAAGAAGUUUUCGCCCACGUCAUUGUCGGCAACACGCCCGAUUUCGACCACUCGGACUGGGACAACGACAUCCGCCUGGCCCAGGAAUCCAAGAUCGACGGCUUCGUGCUCAACAUCGCGGCACAGGACCCCGACACCAACGCGCGCGCCCUCAAUUUCGCCUUCCAAGUAGCUAACAACCGUGGCUUCAAGCUUUUCUUUUCCUUCGACUACGCUGCCCAGGGUCCCUGGCCGCAGGACCAGGUCAGGGACCUCAUCACGACGUUCGCGGUCGAGCCGAGCUACUUCAAGCCCGACGGCACGCGGCCGCUCGUGUCCACCUUCGAGGGCCCCGCCAACGCAAACGACUGGCCGGCCAUCAAGCAGAACACCAGCGCCUUCUUCAUCCCGGACUGGUCGUCCCACGCCCCACAGGAUGCCGCCUCCCUCGCCGGUGGUGUCGUCGACGGCCUGUUCAGCUUCAGCGCGUGGCCGAACGGCGACACCAACAUCACCACGGACGCGGACCGGGAGUUCCAGCGCGUGCUCCAGCCGCAGGGCAAGGCCUACAUGAUGCCCGUCUCGCCCUGGUUCUUCACCAACCUGCCGGGCUACAACAAGAACUGGCUGUGGCGCGGCGACGGGCUGUGGGAUCUCCGCUGGAGCCAGGUCAUGCAGGUGCAGCCGGACUAUGUGGAAAUACUCACCUGGAACGAUAUCGGAGAAAGUCAUAAUAUCCGCACCGCGAAGGAGAAGGAGAUGGGGCUGUUUACCUCGGCGAACGCACCCAUCAACUAUGCCCGGGGGAUGUCGCACGACGGGUGGCGGAAGUUUCUCCCGUUCUAUAUUGACAUGUACAAGACGGGCCAGGUGCCGGCGGACUUUGCGGAGGGCGUCGUGGCGACUUACCGCACCGCGCCGGCGCUGGCAUGUCCGUCGGGGGGCACGUCGGGGAAUGAUGCGGGCCAUGGUCAGACCGAGGUGCCGCCCGAGACUCUGGUGGAAGACGCUGUGUUCUACUCGGUGCUGCUGAAGACUGACCAAGACGUGACCGUGACAGUGUCGAUCGGGGGCAAGGAGCAAACGGGUGUGCUUAGCGGGGCGCCGCCAGCCGGAGCUGGCACGCCGGGCGUGUAUACGGGGAGCGUGCCGUUUGGCGGCAACACUGGGGAUGUGGUGGUCAAGGUUGUCAGGGGCGGGCAGGAGGUUGCCACGGCCAAGGGCGGCAAGCCAAUCUCGACCCAGUGCGAGAACAAUGUUCAGAACUGGAACGCCGUCUCGGUCUAAUAUUCGCGUGUACAGUUAGUGUUAUAUAAUUUGUAGGCAUAGACUUUGUCCUAGUUUAAGCUCCGAUGUUGGCACCACACUGUGAUGCCGUUCCUUAAGCAAGUCAAGUAGGCCAUUGGAGGCAUCGUCCAUAACUCUGCCCGCUUAGGUCUUUGGAAAAGAGAAGGCUGAGCGG
Chaetomium strumarium is the source of this 1773-nucleotide messenger RNA. Its product is annotated as alpha-1,3-glucanase-like protein. Gene Ontology annotation, molecular function: glucan endo-1,3-alpha-glucosidase activity. The record is from RefSeq and is a predicted model, not a curated record. NCBI's taxonomy places the organism in Eukaryota, Fungi, Ascomycota, Sordariomycetes, Sordariales, Chaetomiaceae. Bases 270 to 1598 code for a protein of 442 amino acids. The transcript is spliced from 2 exons.